CUCAAGCGUCUAAGAAGCAUCGCCUAUUGUCCACCCAGUCAUUUUACCAUACCUACUUACCUCCCGGGCUAUUGCCAUCAAAGUCAUGAUGGGUUUCAUGAACCUCAUCCUCAGCGUUCUGGCAGUCUAUGCCGUCUCUGGUGCAGCCGCCCCGGUGGAUGACGCCUCUGGUUCCGUUUUGGUUGCCCGGGCUGAAACCUCUAUCGACAUGUGUGACAACAGUCGCUUCAACGGAGACUGCAAGAAGCUAACCGUUACGACUGGUUCUUGCUACAACGUUCCCGACUCAAUGGCCGGCCGCAUCAGCGCGAUUCGCAACAACAACAGAGAUAAAACAAGUUGCACCUGGUACCGUGCUUCCAACUGCCGUGGUGAAACCUACACGAACCAGGACGACGGUAACCUCGGAGACGGAAACGGCCACUUCAACGAUUCCAUUCGCAGCCUCGAGUGCAAGAGGAAGUAACUAGCCACCAGCCGUGAGAGUUUCCUCUCUCCAUCUUCUGGAGCGGUUCCUGCCGCUCACUGGAUGAGAGAGGAAAUGACGGCGAUGAACAGCUUUCCACGUCCUUGUCGAAUCAAUCGAAUAUCGAUAGUUGAGAAGGACAUGUGUGAGAUAAUGGCACUUGCGGGAAAGAGAAGGAGAUAAGCAGGUUGUUCUUUUCUCGCAGAACUGACAAUGUUUCCUGGGACCCUGUUCAUUCGGCUUUCAACAAGCCACACACUGUGAGCACUAUGAUCCAGCACUUAGUCUUGCUUUGUAGGUAUACGGGUUAAAUAUUGCACGUAAAUAUGAGUGUAGGUGUGGAGGCAGUGGGUUCAAUACUCCUGCAGAACAAGAUGUAGUCCUCUCCGAACAAGCCCAGUGACGAGGUAGACAGCCCUUGUGAACCCACGGGAGAUACCAGCCAAAGUGGUACUUCAACGGAACCUGUAUGGCAUCAAGCGAACCCCUCACACAUCACCUCCAGACACCUUUGAUACGCAGACCUCAGAUAUUUAGCCAGUGGUGCAGCCACCAAGACGAACGCUCUCGGCGUACAUCUCGUACGUGUCCGCGUUGGCGGCGGCCUUGGUCGCCGACAGCGCCUUGGCGGCCGUCGGGCCGUAGGCCCAGUCGGUCGUGC
Messenger RNA from Colletotrichum destructivum, 1127 nucleotides. RefSeq lists its product as uncharacterized. The coding region runs from base 86 to 466 and encodes 126 amino acids. NCBI's taxonomy places the organism in Eukaryota, Fungi, Ascomycota, Sordariomycetes, Glomerellales, Glomerellaceae. The record is from RefSeq and is a predicted model, not a curated record. The transcript is spliced from 3 exons.